Molecule: messenger RNA, 1536 nt
Organism: Thlaspi arvense
Lineage: Eukaryota; Viridiplantae; Streptophyta; Magnoliopsida; Brassicales; Brassicaceae
Source: the annotation of a GenBank genome assembly
AUGGGUCGGAAGAUGGUAAGGAUGGCGAGGAUAACGAACGAGAAGACGAGGAUAACGACUUACAAGAAGAGGAAGGCGUGUUUGUACAAGAAAGCCAAUGAGUUCUCAACACUCUGUGGCGUGAAGACGUGUCUCAUUGUGUAUGGUCCGAGCAGAGCAGGGGACGAGAAGGUCUUGGAGCCCGAGUUAUGGCCGAGGGAUGAGAGCAAAGUCAGAGAGAUCAUAAGCAAGUACAGAGACACUGCGUCGAGCAGCUGCAUCAAAACUUACAGUGUGCAAGAGUGCCUGGAUAAAAAAAAAGAAUGCUUGGAUCAAACCAAAGUGAAGGUGGAGAAAAUGAAGUAUUGUCCAUGGGACAAAAAGCUCGACAAGUGUUCUUUAAGCGAGCUGUAUGCGGCUUUUGUGGCAGUAGAAAGUAAGAUUCAGGAGGCUGCGAAUAGGAGCCAGACAUUCCAAGACGCUUCUUGGUCUACUGAACAGCUUGGUUUAUUCGGUUAUAAUCAGCAAUGUGUCGAGCAGCAUCAGCUGUUUCCCAUGGAGCACAACGGGUUUGCUUUUUUCCCUUAUUUUAACCAAAUGACCUCGAGCACCUCGGAGAUGGCUUCUUACACGAAUGUGACUGAGCCAGAGAUGGCUGCUCAAGCCAUGUUUUACGGGAGUUGUUCGGAUGGUCAAUAUGCUCCGAUGGUACAGAGGACAACAGCUUAUAUGGAGCCACAACACUGGGGUUUAGGGAACAGCAUGUUCAACGAUAUGAAGCCGUUCACAGACUAUCCGAUGACGUUUGGGCAAGUUAACAACGACUUGGAGAAUUCUGGAAAUAUAUCCGGCGCAUUUGCUGGAGUCGAGGGGAUCGACGGAAUUCCAGGAGUUGUUACCGGUGACGUCGCUGCGAUCUCCGGUGCAUCAGCUGGGACCGGUGGCUGGUUCGCUGGAGGAGUGGCAGGAGAUUCUAUCGAGGCAGUGGGGCUCGUCGUCGGAGCGAAGAUAGGAGAUAUUACGGGAAUCGUAAUCGGAGGGGAAACGGGAGUUUUCGCCGGAGAAAAUACAGGUGUCGUGGCGAUAGUGGGCGGGAAAACAGGGGAAGUAGCGGGAGAAAAAACAGAGGAUUUCAAAGGAGUCGCAAUGGUACGAGAGGAAACAGGGGAAGUCGCCGGGGGAACAACAGGGGAUUUUAGUGGAGUCGCAAUGGUACGGGAGGAAACAGGGGAAGUCGACGGAGGAGUAACAGGGGGUUUUAAUGGAGUCGCAAUGGUCGGAGAAGUUGACGGAGAAAGAACAUGGGAUUUCAAUGGCGACGCAGUGAUCGGAGAGGAAACAGGAGCACUCGCCGGAGCGAAAACAGGGGAUUUCAAAGUAAUAAAGGUUGUCGGAGAGGAAACAGGGGAAGUCGCCGGCGUAAAAAUAGUGGAUUUCACUGGAGACGCAAGUGUAGGCGAGGAAACAGGGGUUUUCUCCGGAGCCUUAGAAGGUGAAGUCGGGACUUUAGCCGCCGGGGAGUUAUGGGUCGCCGGAGGUUGUAAACUGGGGAUUUGA